Nicotiana tabacum (common tobacco) is the source of this 2847-nucleotide messenger RNA. RefSeq lists its product as uncharacterized. The record is from RefSeq and is a predicted model, not a curated record. NCBI's taxonomy places the organism in Eukaryota, Viridiplantae, Streptophyta, Magnoliopsida, Solanales, Solanaceae.
GAAUAUGUGUGGUUUUUAAAUACGUAAUAAAGUGAGAAAAACUGGAUCUUGAUCUGAACCUAAAAAGAAAAAAGGCAUUUUAAUUUCAGGGGUCACGUCUUCACCUCUUCUGAUAGUUCGUGAUUCAACCUCUACAAAAACUACUUGCUACCCAUAAAACUCUUAAACCAUUUCCCUUUGGCUUUUUUUCAACAAUAUUGUUUAUGGGGUUCCAGUUAUAGAAGUAAACUAUUGUUGUUAUUACUAAGAUUGUGGUUUAAGGAUCUUAUUGCAACUUUGUACCUUUUCUUCCAUUCUAAUCAUUUGACCAAAUUUGCCUAUAAAGUUACCUACUUUUGCUUCGUCAGAAUAGGGAUCUUGAAUCCAGACGCUGAGGCUCGCUUCUAUUACUGUAUAUCAGUUGUGGUAAUUGGAUUCGAAGGAAAUCAUCAUGUUCAAGUAUUCACCACGUAGAAACCAGAGAAAUAAAGGAUUCAAGGUAAAGCAUGCUCUUCAGAUAUGUGUACUUGUAGGUGUUUGUAUCUGGCUACUUUACCAAGUCCAGCACUCACGUACCAAGAAAGCAUCUUAUGAACAAAACACAAGUGUCUCAGAGAAGGUACAAAGUGAGAAUGAUGUUAUCAGGUUAGGUCGAAAGGACCUCCAACCUCAAAAGAAGGAAGAAGAAAUUGACGAUGAGAAGCUGAAGGAGGUGACAGAGGAAGAAGAGGGUAAAAGUUUCAACGACGAUACCAAAGUGGACGAGCAUGAUCUUGAUCUAGAAAAAUCAGCACAGGAUAGUGAGCAGAAAGGGGAUUCAGUGGAUGAGGAUGCAGGAACGGAGAAAAUCCACGAGAAUGAAGCAAGAGGAGAAGACAAUGCUGAAGCAGAAAGCAAAGAGAAUACGGAAGAUGGCAAAGGUGAGAGUAAUGAGGAAGCCACUGACAUGAACACCAACAACAGUGAAACUAGAGAAGAAGAAAGUGAGAAAGAUCAGGGAAAGCUAAGUGGCGUUGAGGGUGAAGAAAAUAAGGACCAGGAAAUAGAAAAGGAAGAGAAGGAUGUUAAAGAAAACAAUGACAAGGAAAGUGAAAGUGAAGAUGGUAAAGAGAAGGUAGCUGAGGGAAACGUUGAUGCAGAAACUGAUGUGAAGGAAGAGAAGGUAGAAAGUGAAGAGAGUGGAAGUGAAGAUAUCUCUAAGAAUAAAAGCGAAGAAGCAGUUGAAAAUGAAAGCGAAAAGAAGUCAGCAGAGUUGGAGGAAAGUAAUGAGGAAAAAGUAAAAGAGAAUGAUGAGAGCAAAGAAGAGAAGAAUGAGGGAGAUAGCAGAGAGAACGAUGAAGUCAACAAAGAGAAGGAAGAGAACCAAAACAAAAAUGAAGAAUCUGGCUCAUCAGGAGAAGAUAAGGUUCAUGAUGAAAACGAUAGGACAAGUGAGGCUGCAACCGUAGAAAACGGCAAGGACGAGAGUUCAUUGGUCAAAGAGACUUCAGAUUCUGAAAACAUGACAGGGACAGAAGGAGAUGGUAAUGUAGCCGUGAACAAUGAGGAGCAAUCUAAGAAGGGAGAAGAUGAGUUGCAGGACGAUAAAAACAAGAACGAGGGAAGUGAUGAAAGUCUGAACAAGUCGGAGGCAGAUGCUGGAGAAAAUAAGAUGGUUGAACAAAGUAGUUCUUCAGAUGCAAAUGCUGCUGGAGAAGCGAGUAACGGAAGCAACAGUGAGGACAAUUCUAAUCCUGCGGCAGGAAACAAUGAAGCGACUAGCCAGCAGACAGAAACUGGCAAUGCUGCCUCUGAGACCAAUCAAAAUGAAAACAACAGUAGUGAUAACUCCGAUGCUGCAGCUGGAACCAACGAAGCCAAUGAACAUCAGCAAGGAAAUGAAAACUCUGCCUCUCAUACCCAAAAUGAGAACAACACUAGUGAUAACUCAAAUCCUGCAGCAGGAAAUGAGAACAACUCUAGUGAUGACUCCAAUCCUGCAGCAGAAACCAAUGAAGCCAAUAAGCAGCAGCAGGAAAAUGACAGUUCUGCCUCUGGUACCAAACAAAAUGAGAAGAACUCUGGUGAAGACUCCAAUUCUGCAGAAGGAACCAAUGAAGCCAACAAACAGCAGCAGGAGAAUGAGAAGAACGCAGCCAACGCGGCUGCUUCUGUUGGAGAUGGCACACAGAACAUUUCAAAUGACCAGCAGUCUGAGAAAAGUGAUUCAAACUCCUCAGCAAAUGAAGAAUCAGUCACAAGCUCAAACAGCUCUGAAUCUGUUGUAUCAGUUGACCAAAAUGGCAACUCUGUUACAGCUGGGACAACUGAGAAAUCAACAGGAAGUGGGAACGACCAAAAUGAGGCAAACCAGAAAUCAGACGCUAAUUCUGAUUCAGGUUCUGAGAAUAAAAUCAAUCCCUCAAAUGACAAUGACGAGACAGACACAGAUCAAAACAAAUCGAAUGAUUCUUCCAGCUCAAAUGGCAAUCCUGAUGAUAGCCAGCAAAGCCAAGUUGAGUCGACAAAUUCUGCAAUUCCUCAAGAGGAGACAGAGGCUCGUACGGAUCUGGGUACGUUGCCACAGACAGGAACCGAGGGGAACAGCCAUGAAGAAGCUGCAGCAGAGUAACAUAGAUACCUCUUAUUAUUUCUUUGUUCAAGGUUUUAUUCCACAUUCUUUUCUUUUGUUGCCUGUUUUAAAAUUCUAAGGCAAAUGUGAAAGUAAGAUAACUUGGGUUGCUUGCUGGUCGAUGCUGAAGAACCCACUAUGUAACAAAUAUAAAGUUCGAUGUUGCGCCAGAACUUUGUGAAUUGGUUAUCUCUAUCCCAUAAACGUGUAUCUCUUGCAAUGUUCCAUGAUUAAUGGUAAGAGUUUCUCCAUCUAGA